AUGGCACAAUCCGCGCCCAAGCGUCUAUUUACUUUCAAGUUCACACCAAAAUCGAUUAUACCGUCGUUUGCUUCUCGAUACCUUGCUCUUCGACAAAGCCCCAUCUACCCGAAGAUAAAGUUUCAGUGCGAUAACCGUGAUCCAAAUACGCUAUGGUGGAGAGUGAACUCUAUCCAGAUACUUGGUGAAAAAAGGGUGGUCAGAUCCCGGGCUACUCGAAAAGUGCGAGAUGCAUUUCUAUAUGAGUUGAAUGCUCGCGGGUUUGAUGCUAAGGGCAGAAGACUGGACUCGAGCAUUGUCUCGACUGAAGGAAUUCGUGGUAAUAUGAGAGGAACCGUCACUAUUACGAUUCUGCCCAGUUCACUCCAGGGGAGAUUUCCUGAAUUCCGGAAGGAGAUGAAGUCCAAGAUGGAUGAAUUGAUCCGGCAGCAACGAAAUCAGCAGUCGAUAAACGCUGGAAAGCCGAAAGUUGCAAAGACGAGCGCAGUCCAGAAAUCAACGUAUGCGCACACCCCACAGCCAAGCACAAGGCCUCGAAAAAAGGGCAAGGAGAUUGUCUAA
This is a messenger RNA of Aspergillus puulaauensis, 561 nucleotides long. RefSeq lists its product as uncharacterized. The transcript has a single exon. The coding region runs from base 1 to 561 and encodes 186 amino acids. The record is from RefSeq and is a predicted model, not a curated record. NCBI's taxonomy places the organism in Eukaryota, Fungi, Ascomycota, Eurotiomycetes, Eurotiales, Aspergillaceae.